Rhizoctonia solani is the source of this 1038-nucleotide messenger RNA. Its product is annotated as tubulin-specific chaperone C. Gene Ontology annotation, cellular component: cytoplasm. NCBI's taxonomy places the organism in Eukaryota, Fungi, Basidiomycota, Agaricomycetes, Cantharellales, Ceratobasidiaceae. The transcript is spliced from 5 exons. Gene Ontology annotation, biological process: tubulin complex assembly; post-chaperonin tubulin folding pathway. The record is from RefSeq and is a predicted model, not a curated record. The coding region runs from base 1 to 1038 and encodes 345 amino acids.
AUGAAUGACCAUUUCGACUAUACCGAAUUCAUAACUACUUUUAAAGCUCAGGCUCAAGGUAAAGCCGCGAGUCACCAGUGGCGAUUACGAGACUCAGACGUGUUUUUGAUAGAACUUGAAGAUGCGCUACCAAAGAGCAAUGCUCCAGACGCGAAAACAAUUGACCAGUUCUCUUCUGACAUUGGGAAACUUCGCUUAAAGGUAACUGAAGCAAUGGCUUCCGGACGUUUACCUGCAUACGAUCAAAGGCUUUCUUCGCUGGAAGGUUCACUGGCCAAACUCAGGGCAAACGCGAAGCCCAAAUCCAAGUUUUCGUUCAAAUCGUCCGUCAACGCCAAGCCGGCAUCGCAAGCUUUAAACAAUGGUGGCACACCCACCUCUCCUGGAGCUAGUUUGGUCCCGAAGCGGCCCUCGACUGCGGCCGCUACGGCCAAGAUUAGCAUAAACAACCAUGAUCACAAGUCAUUGACAUUUACCGAUGCCGAAGGGUUGGAUUUAUCAAGUUUAAGCUCAGCACAGAGCGUUGUCGUUACCAUUGGAGGGCUUUCGAAUUGUUUUGUUGAUCUUGCUAGCGGAACACCGCCGAUUGUUAAUGCGUUGCACGUCCAGGGCUUAAAGCGCACUGUGCUCUACGCCGGAAAGAUCCAGGGGAGUGUACUGCUUCACGAUUGUAUUGAAUGCACCAUCAUUGUAUCAACACAUCAGUUCCGGAUGCAUACCUCCAAUGCAACAAAUGUAUUUCUUGAGGUAUUAUCUAACCCGGUAAUCGAGAAAUGCAAUGACAUACGAUUUGGGACCUAUCCACCAAGUGACGGCACGGUUGCCACGAUGGAGCCGUCAAGGCCAGGCAUGUCAGGGGAUAGUUUGCCUUAUGUCGUGCAGGACUUUGACUGGAUGGGCGCCACACCAUCACCCCACUGGUCCACAAUUGGUUCAGCUACCUUUCAUCUGCCCAUCACCGCAUCUGAUGGCACCUUUGAUUCUUUACUCGGUAAACUUCUGCCGCAGAUCGCUUCAAGUAAUACUUGUGCUUUAUGA